AUGGCCUCGGAACCCGUCUUCGUCCUACCAGGCGACCGCAUCUCGCCGGACCUAGUGCCCUCACAUCCAAAGAAACCGCUCAGAUUGGGGCCGGGCCUGCGGCACGUUCCGCCGAAUGACCUUGUGCCCACGCUGGCUGGCCAGUUUGUUGCGGACAGAACCAAGAAUGCGAUCAGGGUAGAGAAUUCACACGGACGGUACAUCCCUCGGGUGGGAGAGCUCGUUAUAGGGACGGUUCAGAAGAGCGCCGCGGAUGUCUACUACGUCCAUCUGUCGGAUUACACGGCGCCCGUGUUGCUCCCACAAUUGUCAUUCGAAUCAGCGACCAAGAAGACACGCCCUGUUUUGGCGCCCGGGGCGCUGGUCUACGCGCGCGUCACCAUGGCGAAUAAGCACAUGGAUGCAGAGCUGGAGUGUGUUUCGUCGUCGACGGGGAGAUCGGAUGGAUUGGGGCCCUUGGUCGGUGGUAUGGUGUUUGACAUAUCAUUAGGCAUGGCCAGGCGGCUAAUGAUGCCCAAGAGCCUGCACGGAGGCAGGAUUGUUGCAUUAGAAGAGCUGGGCGCUUUGGGUUUGAAAUUCGACACUGCCACAGGCCGCAAUGGCCGAUUCUGGGUUGACAGUGAAAACACAAAGACGAUUGUUGCCGUCGGCAGAGCAAUUCAAGAAACAGAUGAGAAGAGACUAGGCGUAGAAGAUCAGAAGAAAUUGGUCCGAAAGAUAAUCAAAGAUUUGAGCUGA
Molecule: messenger RNA, 738 nt
Organism: Metarhizium album ARSEF 1941
Lineage: Eukaryota; Fungi; Ascomycota; Sordariomycetes; Hypocreales; Clavicipitaceae
Exons: 2
Coding region: 1-738 (245 amino acids)
Biological process (GO): TRAMP-dependent tRNA surveillance pathway; CUT catabolic process; U4 snRNA 3'-end processing
Cellular component (GO): cytoplasmic exosome (RNase complex); nuclear exosome (RNase complex)
Molecular function (GO): RNA binding
Source: RefSeq, a predicted model, not a curated record